Molecule: messenger RNA, 1500 nt
Organism: Monopterus albus (swamp eel)
Lineage: Eukaryota; Metazoa; Chordata; Actinopteri; Synbranchiformes; Synbranchidae
Gene: echs1
Product: enoyl CoA hydratase, short chain, 1, mitochondrial
Exons: 8
Coding region: 70-945 (291 amino acids)
Biological process (GO): fatty acid beta-oxidation
Cellular component (GO): mitochondrion
Molecular function (GO): catalytic activity
Source: RefSeq, a predicted model, not a curated record
AUAAGAAGAAUGAAAAGAGGUGAAGAAGAAGUGUAAGUUCAUUAACAACAGUUUGUCUUCGUAGCUGUCAUGUCUUUCGUCUGCAGAAGCGCCGCUUUGCUUCUAAAGUCUUCCAGAGCAGCGCCGGUUCUCGUGUCUGCUGCUCGCCUCUGCAGCUCAGGUGCUCAUUACGAGUAUAUUUUGGUGGAAAAGCGAGGAGAGAAGAAGAAUGUGGGUUUCAUCCAGCUGAACCGACCUAAGGCCCUCAACGCUCUCUGUGAUGGGCUGAUAAAGGAGUUGGGACAGGCUCUGGACGGCUUUGAAGCUGAUGGCGAAGUUGGGGCUAUCGUCAUCACCGGCAGUGACCGAGCCUUUGCUGCUGGAGCGGACAUCAAAGAGAUGCAGAAUCGAACUUUUCAGGAGAACUACAGUCAAAAUUUCCUGGCUACCUGGAACAGAGUGUCCACAGUGAAGAAGCCUGUGAUUGCAGCUGUUAAUGGAUUUGCUCUGGGUGGUGGCUGUGAGCUGGCAAUGAUGUGUGACAUCAUUUAUGCUGGAGAGAAGGCGCAGUUCGCCCAACCCGAGAUCCUCCUGGGAACCAUCCCUGGAGCGGGGGGCACCCAGCGGCUGACCCGUGCUGUAGGCAAAUCCUUGGCUAUGGAGAUGGUACUAACAGGAGACAAGAUUAAUGCUCAAGAAGCCAAGCAAUCAGGUUUGGUGAGUCGAGUUUAUCCUGUGGACCAGUUGGUGUCUGAAGCUGUUAAAUGUGGGGAGAAAAUUGCUGCCAACUCUAAACUGGUCUCUGCUAUGGCUAAAGAGGCUGUUAAUGCAGCCUUUGAACUGACCUUGGCUGAGGGGAGUCGUUUAGAGAAGUCCUUAUUCUAUGCUACCUUUGCUACUGAUGAUCGUAAAGAAGGCAUGACAGCAUUUGUGGAGAAGAGAAAGGCUAGUUUCCAGGACAAGUAGGAAAGAGCAAAUCGAGUUCACCAAGAACACAAAGCUCAGCAAGUCAUUUCCUUAGUGGCAAUAAGUUGAAUGAUGUAAAAAAUCCUGAUGGUAAUGGAACAUGCAAGAUGUUUGGCACUGAGUGAGUGCUUGAGAGUGUGUUACCACAGUGAAGCCCUGCCUGCUGAGGCUCAGUAUCAAAAUUAAAUGUAGUCUGGGUGCAGGAGUGCAGUGGGUUUGCAUUUGAAGACCUUUUGACAACCAUUAUAGUCAGUGUGUAGAAGGUGGAAUCAGUUUUACCGACUCUGCCUUUUCAUUUUCACUGUCAAAUGCUGGUCUACAUUUUACAAAUAAAGCUCUACAGUGAUUUUCAGUACUGUAACAUGAACAGAAAUAAGCUGCAUCUGCUGUAUUGAACACAGUUAAUGGCGUGUUGUAAGAUUUAGCAUAUGUGAUACAGUGACUAUGUAAUUCAAAUUCACCUAUUUGUGAUUCAUAAAUAUGCUGGUUUCAGAGAAUGAUUGUCAUCUCUUUGAAAUAUACAAGAACUGCAGCAACUAUAAAUUUAAACUAUAA